UCUCAAGAGAUUUUUGUCAGUUUUUGUACGUCUGAUGAGGUUUUUAUUUUGAAAGGCCCAGCAGGAAACUCAUCCUUUCGAUCUGUCUUGCUUGUCUGGCGCUGGAGUGAAGGUGCAGCCCCCCCUCCAUCACUGCUAUCAGAUCCGCUGCUGCUGCUGAGGUCUCUGAGCUCUCCUCCUCCUCCUCCCAUCUCCUACUUCUUAAUGGGGGGCUGCAUGCCGCGGUGAAGUCACAGUGAUGUCACUUGGGAUGUGAGAGAGUUGGGGGGCAAGGUGUGCUGGGUUUGCGUUCAGUGGUGUCCCCCCCACCUCCACGGCCAGCGGAGCGGCGAAAGAUGGUCAUCGCCACCGGCACCAACUCAAGCUCCGACACGUUCCGUCCUUCACCUCCUGCUCAGAUUUUGGGCUAUGGCCUUGAUCCCAAAAUAAGCCUCUGCCGCCACCAUGCCAAAGGACAGGGAAUAAGAAGAGUUCCGUUUUUCGGGCAGGUAACUUUGCGCCCCGAAGGUAAGCUGGGUGACCAUUGCGCAAAGGUGUCACUACAGUAUGCGCCACGGGGCCGGGACGCACUGGCCGCUGCCAGCAGUUCUUGUACUGUGGACUUCUCUGUGGGGAAUCGCCUCAUCCUAUCCGAUCCCRAGCAGGACUAACGCCACUUUGUUGGAGAGGAAGUGGGAGAGCCUGUUCUCCCGCUCCUAUCUGGGUAUAAACGGGGGCAAAUCGGAGCUGAACUGGGAGAGCGACUAUUUGCAGGGCAUUAAAAGAGUGCGGCGGCUGUACUGCAACGUGGGCAUUGGGUUUCACCUGCAGGUGCUCCCGGAUGGCAGGAUAAGCGGAGUCCACAGCGAGAACCCAUACAGUCUGAUAGAGAUCUCCACCGUGGACCGAGGGGUGAUCAGCCUGUUCGGAGUGAGGAGUCAGCUGUUUGUCGCAAUGAGCAGCAGGGGAAGGUUAUACGGAACGAGGGUCUUCAGGGACGAGUGCAAGUUCAAGGAGACUUUGCUGCCCAACAACUACAACGCCUACGAGUCUUUUGUUUACAAGGGCUUCUACAUCGCCCUCAGCAAGCAUGGCCGCGUAAAGAGAGGCAACAAGGCGAGCCCCGCCAUGACCGUCACACACUUCCUCCCGCGGCUAUGAUGGGAGAAAAUGACAAUUACUGAGUAAUUUGCACAUGUGGAUGUUCUUCCAGGUAAUAGAGAAAUGCAACGUCAUGACAAUAGCACCCAUGGACUGCAAAAGAAACAAAUACUUAUUCUGUUAUACAUAUAUAUAUGCAUAUAUGUGCAUAUUUGGAUAGCUGUCUUUGUAUAUGUGCUGCUUAUUGUUUUUAUAGACGGGAGAGUUGAAGCCUUUGCCUGUCUUUGACCUUGGUGCUUGCUGUAACUGAAUAACACGUUACAUUUCUUGAGUUGGUGGAUGGAGCUAUAUUCUGUGCUUUUAAAGAGUGAAAUGAAUAYUUUUUAUUACCUCACUUUACUAGAUGAAGGGAUGCAUGGACUUCUGCUGAAACGUCUGCUGGGUUGACCAUUUUGUUCGGAAGCCUCUGAAUGCGUCACGGUUCCCCGGUCGAUUAUUGAUGUCCAGUUGGGGGGGAACCUUGACGCGCUACCUUUUCCUGCACGAUUUAAAGGUGCCUUGGUGUUCUCACUCGUGGCCCUUUUAAAACCUCCGUGUAAGAGACACCCGGAGCAGUCAGAAUAGGGCUGACACAGAGGCCCUUGGUGGAGGAGGGGGAGGGGGCGGGGUCAACUAUUUUUGGUUUAUUUUCUUUCCUCUAAUUAGACUGAUUGAGUAAUAAACAAUCUGCGGUUGAGACCAGGGUGGAAAUACUAAUCUGCUGCAGCAUGGAGAAACGCACAAGUAUCGCCUGGGCGGUUAAAGCAAACAAAAGAUAUGUUCCUGCACACACUGUCUCUGAAAGAAAGAGCCCCCACAGUAAAGUGGGUUGCUGCUGUUUAUGAAACGCAAAGCUUUAGCUGCUGUCUACUAAAAUGAUCACAUAAGUGGAAAACAAUGUAAAUAGCUACAAACAGGAACAAAAUAAAUUAAAGCUUUGGGAGCUUUUUAGUACAAAAGAGCUGCACAAUGAACCAGCAAAAUCCUCAAAUGAUUUAAUGAUUCAUCAGUGUUUUUAGUUUUUCUUCAUGUUGAGGUGUUGGUUGAAGGAUGCUCGAUCACUGGUCCUUCUUCUCCUGUCAGCCUAUCUUUUCUGCAGCAGCACUGCAGCAGUUAGGUGUUGGGAACUGGGGGCAAAUUGUUUUAAAUGCAAUUACAGAUGAGUCAGUUUUGUACCUGGAAGGACUAAAACGCAACACAUUUGGUGGACUGGAGGCAAAGAGUAGGAGUUUCUCACUUGGCAUCAAUAUUUCUGUUAAGCUUAAGUUCAAACUUUAGCAAAGUUGAAGAAAAGAAGCAGUUUGAGGUGCUGYGUAGACACGUGUUCACAUAUCUUGUUACAUAUUCCAAAGCUGCUUUUCUUGUCUCAUUCUUUGAAUUCCCAAAAGUCCUUCGGAGUGCAUCUACCAGUGUAGUUUCUGCAGCUGUUACACUUAAAAAAAAAAAAAAACAACAAUGACGAAGGCUUGUUUCACCGUCAGCCUCCAUCCACCCAUGAAUGGAAGCCCCCCGGAAAAACCGAAGUCGGCACAGARUCUUUGUUGUUCAUCAAAACCCCCUGUAGGAAUGUGACUCUGCCAGGAUGACAGGCAGCUUCCAACAUACCUGAACUAUAAAAUGCCCAUCUCUGCCUGUGCGUGUACCCCCACAACCUUCACCCCCACAACUCACCCUUUUGGAUUCCAGCUGUAACCUGCGAGCUUCCUCCUCUUAUUUCAGCCCUUUUUAGUUCAAGGUCAGAGCCAUUGAUCAGGCUUCGAGUCAACCUCUGUGGCCAGGGUGGUCCCCGGUUYGACGGAGGAAUUUAAAAUAUCUUUUUUAGACGCGGGUUUCAAAAUUCAUUUGUGCGGCGCGUAUCUUUAUUACUUAGACCAUGUUGCUUCUAUGAAUUUCAAACCCAACCCGGUAACAAARCAGAGCUGUUUGCUCCUUUAUUUCUCUAAAUCCUGUUGUUGGAAUACGUCUACGGAGACAUCUGCAGAGGUGAUGCAGAUCUGAACCUAACCCUCUGUUCUGACCCAAAACACCCGCCCCAUCACCACAUGCCGAGAGUUUCGACUUGUCUGCUACACACAUCAACUCAUGACGGUGUUAUCCUCACACAUAAAUCAUGUUUGUUUCCGUUGUUGCAAGCACAGAUGGAAAUGCAGCAGAGCCAAGUUAAAAAUAAAUAAAUAAAUGAGUAGUUGCCACUGUAGAUGAAGCUGCAUGUAGACGCACUGUACAUUUCGAGUCAGRUGUUAAGAAAAUAAUCUUCAUUUUCAAUGAUUUACUUGAGGAAGGUGUAGAAUUAAUGUUGUGCAUGCACAGCAAUGAGGACGUCAUCAAGAUGUUGGUUUUUGCACCUUAAUGAGGACAUCUUGAUUCUAAACCCUGUUUUUUUCUUUCCACUGGAGCUCAAAUUGAAACAAGUUAAGGUGAGGAUAAUCUCCUUUAAUGUUUGAAUGUAUAUUAGCAUGCCUGAGUCCGGAGCUUGACUAAGGGGCGUGUGCUUCAUGUGUUAUUUUUAUUUGUUGGACUGAGCCUCCACUCUAUUCCUCUCCRCUGUUUUCAUAUACCUCACCUUCUGCCUUAUAGUUUUGGUUUGCUGAUCACUGUAAAAAUGACGAGAAACAAAGUUUAGCUAUUUGUUUCUGAUAACAGACGAUGCUGAGAAAAGUUUUUUCCUUUUAUUUUUGUACGUAUGUGCUGUGCACAGCAGUCUACUGUAUUCCUGAGAUACUAAAUAAUAAAAGUUUGUUUUGCUUUUUUUAGA
Molecule: messenger RNA, 3874 nt
Organism: Austrofundulus limnaeus
Lineage: Eukaryota; Metazoa; Chordata; Actinopteri; Cyprinodontiformes; Rivulidae
Product: fibroblast growth factor 6
Exons: 3
Coding region: 547-1140 (197 amino acids)
Molecular function (GO): growth factor activity
Source: RefSeq, a predicted model, not a curated record